AUGACGACUCCGUUUCCUGUUCUCCGUCUUCCGUACCUCGUGCUUAUGCCUAUAUUGGAGCAGAUGGAAUUUAUGGAAAGAAUCACACUUUCGGUUCUCUCUAAACGAGCCAGAAUGUUUGUGAAACUUCUUAAAAUGAAGUGUAAGCAUAUCAAUUUGAGGUUGGAAUAUAAUACAGUCAAGAUGAACGUCUGUUUUGAUAAUGAUGAAGAAUUGAGUGUGGAUAUGUAUACCGAUAGACUUAAAGUCAAUUUGAAACAUGGAAAGGAUCACAUCUCUUGGUGGCCCGGUAGCCUACCUCCAAUGGACUACGUUCUCCCAAUCAUGGACGUCACUCACUGCAAGUCGAUUAAGAAAUUGAUAUUCCCAAAAGUAUAUGAAUACGAUCCUGCAUAUGACACUACAAUCCCACUCCUCACGAAGCUUCCAAAAGUAGAUGAAGUCAUUGUUGAGGACUUCACUUCGUACAUCUUUUCUCCGGACUCACCGCUUCGAAACGUUUUGAGAAUCAUUUUACCAGUAUCUUCUGCAGUUACCAUUUCCGAUCACGUCCGAAAACCCAAAUACCUCCGAGAAAUUUUCAAAGGGAAUUUCGACGCCGUUAAUGUGCAACUCCUAGGGGAUAACGAUUGGAGGUUUCCUCUCAAUGAUUUGAGAAAAACAAAUGCUAAGACACUCAAGCUUGAUAGUGUAGCGUUCAAAGUAGAAGACCUAAACCUCUAUUUUAAAUUAUGGAUGAAGAAAAAAUGUAAUCCUCGACUGGAAUACUUGAGCGUGAGGCAAGAGGGCAAUGUCAAUAAAAAUCUACUUCUGAAAGGACUCAACGCUGUUCCAGUUCCCAUUGAAACAAAAAGAACAUUCCGGAUUUCGGGAAACGUAGAACAGCUGGGUUGGGGUGAGAGGAUUGUUGUUGAAUUUGAUAUAACAAGAGCCGACAGGAGACAAGCAACAAUCAGAAUUGGAACUCAUGGAACCGUUUGUUUUUACGUUUGGCCAGAAUCUACUAAUGAUACAACAAAUCUUGUGCCAAAUCAGUUUUCAUUCAUGCGUAGAUUUUCUUUCAGUUCUACUUUUUACAAUUCGUUUAUUGAACGUUUCAAAUAG
Caenorhabditis remanei is the source of this 1104-nucleotide messenger RNA. RefSeq lists its product as uncharacterized. NCBI's taxonomy places the organism in Eukaryota, Metazoa, Nematoda, Chromadorea, Rhabditida, Rhabditidae. Gene Ontology annotation, molecular function: protein binding. The coding region runs from base 1 to 1104 and encodes 367 amino acids. The record is from RefSeq and is a predicted model, not a curated record. The transcript has 2 exons.